AUAAUCUCUUGAACGCCAUCCUCUCACCCAGUUAGACAGAUAAAUGUUUUACCCACGCAAAUAUAAUGUAGGUUCUUGAUAUUGUCGCCCUUCAUAGGCCACCUACUAGAUCAUACAUCGGUACUGGUGCACCUCCUAAUCUUCUCACCGGUGCAGGUUCUAGAUCGCAUUGUCGACUCUCGGUUCGUCUCCCGGUAGAGUGCAGCCGUAUUAUCCAGCCAAUCUAGGCCAGUCACCGCGAAGUGUUCACCCACAUUGCUUCCCAAAGUAUCUGGGCUAUGGCCGGGGUAUGAGAUAAAUAAGUUGCCGUCGCCCAUAAUACAAACACCAAAGAGCUCUCCUGGCCAUCUUCAAAGACACAACUUUAUGUUCUUGUCUCUGCCAAGAUGAAGGUCUCGAUGAAGUCAAUUGCUGCUGCAGCAUUCAUGCUGUACUCUCGUGUUGCAACCGCGGCAGCCCCGAAUGUGACCGCUGUCUCUAUUGGCACGGUAUGCACCUCGUUCCCAGGGUAUCCAGGGUUUGGUGGUAGUGGUGCUGGACCGUUCAUCGGUAUCGCAGCGUCGACCGGACAGGCGAUAGACGGUAUUGGACUAAAUGUUGCCUAUUAUAUGGAUGAAACCCGUCGUUACGGAUAUGUCGCCGCGUGGACCUCAUUCCCCAUGUCCAACAUUCCGUUGCGUUGCUUCAACCAGACGUUGGAAGCUCAGCUAAAGAUAGGGCCUGAUAGUGAGGAGAUAUGGCAACCGCUGGUUAUCUCUGGUGACCCAGCCCUCAAGGGCGCACUUGGGUUCGGCUUUCCAGAAGACAAGUACCCAAAUAUACCAGUCGAGGCGUAUUGGCAUUUCGUCAAUGGGGAACAAGUUCCAGGCGUCUUCUUAGGCGCGAAAGACUCUACCACAUUUGGCUUUGUCUACAAUCAGGCUGGCCUUCUUGGCAGUGCUGGGGAAUAUUAUGUUUUGAGACUCCUCGGCACAGAAGGCUUCACCAAGUGGGAGCUUACGGUAAGGGAUACCGUCGGUUUCUUGCAGGUUACUUAUGAUUGA
Messenger RNA from Xylaria bambusicola, 1043 nucleotides. RefSeq lists its product as uncharacterized. The record is from RefSeq and is a predicted model, not a curated record. The coding region runs from base 387 to 1043 and encodes 218 amino acids. The transcript has 2 exons. Lineage: Eukaryota; Fungi; Ascomycota; Sordariomycetes; Xylariales; Xylariaceae.